UAUAUAAUGAAUAUUGAAAGAAAAUAAACCCAACUUUUCUCUCUCUAUCUCUCCGAUGAAGAAGUACAGAGAGCUUAAGUUUUUGCUGUUGGUUUUGUUUUCAGUUGUAUUCGCCGCCGUGCCCGGCGAAUGUCAGGCCCAGUGUAAUAACUCCUCGAAAGGUGGUUGCUCAGCCGGAUCGUAUUGUUUUUCUUGCUUUGAAGGAUUUGCAGGUUCUCGCUGUGUCAGAUCCGCCAUUACCAACCAAUUCAAGCUUCUUAAUAAUUCUCUACCAUUCAACAAGUAUGCAUUCUUGACUACUCACAAUUCAUUUGCGAUCAGAGGAGAGAAAUCUCACACUGGAUUUCCUAGAAUCACCCUUACAAACCAAGAAGACACUGUCACUCAGCAACUCAAUAAUGGAGUUAGAGCCUUAAUGCUGGACAUGUAUGACUUCAAAGAUGAUGUUUGGUUAUGCCAUUCAUUUAGAGGAAAAUGUCACGAUUUAACUGCCUUUGAACCAGCAAUUGACACGUUGAAAGAGGUGGGUGAGUUUAUGUCUGCAAAUCCUGGGGAGAUUAUUACCAUAAUAUUGGAAGAUUAUGUAGAAUCCCCAAAAGGGUUAACCAAGGUUUUCACUGAUGCUGGUUUAAUGAAGUAUUGGUUCCCACUUUCAAGAAUGCCUAAAAAUGGUAAAGAUUGGCCUCUUGUUAGUGAUAUGGUGGCUAAAAACCAAAGGCUUAUCGUUUUUACUUCUCAAAGGUCUAAGGAAGCAUCUGAACAAAUUGCUUACCAAUGGAACUAUAUGGUUGAAAACCAGUAUGGAAAUGGAGGGAUGAAAGAAGGGGAAUGUCCAAACAGAGGAGAAUCAUCGGCCAUGAACGACACCAGCAAGUCGUUGGUUUUAGUUAAUUUCUUUCAAACUGUACCGGAUGAGAACUAUGCAUGUGUUCAAAACUCUGACAGACUUAUUAGAAUGCUUCGGACAUGUCGAAAUGAUGCGGCCGGUCGUUGGGCUAACUUUGUAGCAGUUGACUACUACAAGAGGAGUGUUGGAGGAGGGACAUUUGAGGCUGUGGACACUUUAAAUGGAGAGCUUCUAUGCGGCUGUUCGGAUAUCCAUUCUUGUGUGCCUGGAUCUUCUCGAGCAACCUGCGAGAAGAAACGAUGAUGAUGAUGAUGUAGUCCACAGUUGUAGAAAUUGGGUUUACAGGAUUGUUGAUGAAAUACUAUUAAUAUAAAAUUCCUGUUAAAUCUAAUUAUUUGCAAGCAAUAUAAUACUUCAAAG
Messenger RNA from Impatiens glandulifera, 1267 nucleotides. RefSeq names its product PI-PLC X domain-containing protein At5g67130-like. Gene Ontology annotation, molecular function: phosphoric diester hydrolase activity. Gene Ontology annotation, biological process: lipid metabolic process. The record is from RefSeq and is a predicted model, not a curated record. Bases 56 to 1150 code for a protein of 364 amino acids. The transcript is spliced from 8 exons. NCBI's taxonomy places the organism in Eukaryota, Viridiplantae, Streptophyta, Magnoliopsida, Ericales, Balsaminaceae.